Leptopilina heterotoma is the source of this 948-nucleotide messenger RNA. Its product is annotated as odorant receptor 13a-like. The transcript is spliced from 6 exons. Gene Ontology annotation, biological process: sensory perception of smell; detection of chemical stimulus involved in sensory perception of smell. Gene Ontology annotation, molecular function: odorant binding; olfactory receptor activity. Bases 137 to 760 code for a protein of 207 amino acids. The record is from RefSeq and is a predicted model, not a curated record. Gene Ontology annotation, cellular component: plasma membrane. Lineage: Eukaryota; Metazoa; Arthropoda; Insecta; Hymenoptera; Figitidae.
ACAAGUUCUCGAUAUUAUUAAUCCAUUAAAUGAGUCUCGUCCAAAAAGAAGAGUCUACAGAUCAAAUUAUUUAGUUGAUGAUGAAAAACAUUUUUAUAUCCUAUUAUUUCAUGAGCAAUUGGCAGUCUUUUUAAACAUGACAACUGUCAUUUGUGUCGAUACAAUGUACGUGAAAUAUGUUGAACAUAUUUGUGGAAUUUUCUCCGUCUUACGAUACCGAUUAGAGAAUAUUAUAAAAAAUUCUGAUUUGGAAUUUUCUGAAAAUCGUACUUCCAAAAAUGAUGAACAAAUAAUAAGAGAAGUUUCACUUUGUAUCGCUUAUCACCGAGAAGCAAUCAAACAUGCUGAAUGUGUCGAAUCUAUUUAUGGAUUAGCAUUAUUUUUACAAUUAUCGGCAUGUUUGAUAUUAUUGAGCGCAACUAGUUAUGUGGCCGCGGUAAAAUUAGAAACAUUUAAUGAAUUUAUGCAAAUUCUGCCCUUUGCUAUGGGACAGGUGAUACAUUUGUUUUAUAAUUCCCUUCCAGGACAAAAAUUAAUAAAUUUUAGUGAAGCAAUUGGGGAUUCAGUAAACAGUGCACAAUGGUAUAGAAUGCCAGUAAAAGCGCAAAAGCUUCUAAUUUUAUUAAUGGUUCGAAGUUUUCGUCGUCCUUGCACAAUUCAGGCAUUUGGUGGAAUAUUCACUCUUUCUAUGGAAUCAUUCAGUUCGGGCAUGAAAACGUCAUUUUCUUAUUUCACGGUUUUAUUAUCCAUGAGCGAAUAAAUAUAUACGACAAUGAUAAGUUUUCUUUUUUGUUCGAUUUUUUUUUUGUUUUGAUAAAUGUACAAAAUACCUAUUAUAUUUUGAAAAUUUGAUAUUAUCCUUUUAAAAAUAUUGAAUGUAUAAAUAUUCAUACGAUUGUCUUUAACACAAUAGAACAAAUAUGUAUAAAAUUUUUGUAUUUUUCAACG